Messenger RNA from Conger conger (European conger), 2097 nucleotides. It is a transcript of the gene tatdn3, whose product is annotated as TatD DNase domain containing 3. Gene Ontology annotation, molecular function: hydrolase activity, acting on ester bonds. The transcript is spliced from 10 exons. Lineage: Eukaryota; Metazoa; Chordata; Actinopteri; Anguilliformes; Congridae. The record is from RefSeq and is a predicted model, not a curated record. The coding region runs from base 1111 to 2025 and encodes 304 amino acids.
UGGACGGAAGGUUUGUUGAUUGUCAUUGUCAUAUUUCUGCUCAAGAGUUUGACAAGGUAACUCCCGAAGCUUAUGUUUUAUAGCCAAUGUUUAUUAUAGCCCAGACAUAUCCUGGCUGAUGAGCUGGCCAGCUAGGCUUAAAAUCAGCUAGGACUUGAGUUCAAUACCGGUUAACUUUGAAAGCUAGCGACAGUAAGUUAGCCAGCUACAGUAAUGAAUUUAGUAUGUAUAGUUGCCUUGAUAAACUGGGGAACCAUUGUCUCUUUUUAUACUUUUAGAGUAGUCGAUUGUUUUGCCACGAACCUUUUGAGGAAUUGCUUUGUGAGUAAAAGGAAUGUGUCAUGUUCUCCUUUUUCACUAAACCCUAUUAUCUAAAAGCUAGCUGAAUAAAUAUCACGUUAUAAUUUCCCUUGACGUACGAACCCAUGCGUCUUAAUUUGACCGUUUUGGCCUUAAUUACCUCAGCUUUUUGGCCACAAAAUACAAGAAACAUUCUUGUAAAGGAACAUAGUUUAUUCCAGGCAUAUUCUUAUACAUUUUAUUUGAAAAAAAAAAAAAAAAAAAAAAUCGCAAAAGCAUUAUUCUUAAAAAGCCAGAGAGAAAAGCCUUGAAGAUAUCUACAACACAAAAAUUCAAGACCCAAGUCGCUCACACACAGCAGGAAGGAAGCCCAUUUCUUAAUCAUUUCAGCUUAGUAGUAGACCGAAGAGCCCUUACUCUUCCUUAUCCUCGCCGUGGGUGAUGGUGUAGCUGAUGUUUUUGUAGUCAAUGUUCCCGGCCAGGUCAGGCGGGAAGGCGGACCACAUGUUUUUCAUUUCCUCUUCACUAAAGCGGUUGCACUGGGUCAGUAACAGCUCCUCGAGGUACUCCUUUUUGAUGGUGCCCUUGCCCUCGGGGUCCAGGACCCUGAAAGCAGCGGUGAUGGUGUCUUCUGGGUCCGAGCCCUUCAGCCUUUCGCCGAACAUGGUGAGGAAGGUGGUGAAGUUGAUCGGCCCUUUGGCCUCCUUCAUCAUGGCGUCCAGCUCCUCCUUUGGCACGUUGAGGCAGCCCAUGGCCGCGUAGGUGUCCAUCAGAUCCUCCUUGGUGAUCACCCCAUCGCGGUUCUGGUCGAUGACAGUGAAGGCCUCCUUCAUCUCCUGGAUCUUGCUCUGGUCAAACAUGGUGGUGAGGUUGCUGGCGGCCGCAGCCGAACGUCUCUUGGGGGCCAUGGCUGAUGAGUUGAAGGGCUUCCGUUUCUCCUGUGUCUGCCUCUGGCUUCAUCAACCAGACUUAGAAGAUGUGAUACAGAGAAGCAGAGAGGCUGGAGUGAAGACUCUGGUUUCAGUGACAGAAAAGGCCAGUGAGUUUGAAAGAGUUAUACAGCUAUCUAAAAUCUACCCUGGUCUGGUGGCACCAUGCUUGGGGAUCCAUCCUGUUCAAGGCUGUGGUGGCCAGGAUCUGCGCAGUGUGAACAUGCAGGACUUGGAGCCUGCCCUUCCCCUGUUUCAGAAGUACAGGGAAGACAUUGUGGCAGUUGGUGAGAUUGGUCUGGACUUCACACCAUGGUAUACGCCCCACUCCCAGAAUCGUGAGGAGCAGCAGUCGGUCUUCAGAAAGCAGCUUCGGAUAUCCAAAGAGCUCCAUUUGCCUGUGAACAUCCAUUCCCGAUCAGCUGCAAAGGUCACCAUAGAUAUCCUGAAAGAGGAGGGUAUUAGCCGUGCUCUGCUGCACAACUUUGCAGGGAGGCCUUCGGUGGCCCUGGAGGGGGUAAAGAUGGGCUAUUACUUCUCCUUCCCCCCGGCUGUCCGCAGGAAUGAGCAGAGAGUCAGGCUGAUUAAACAGAUCCCGCUGGAACAUAUCUGCCUAGAGACAGACUCCCCUGCCCUGGGACCCGACAAACAUGUCAGAAAUGAACCCAAAAACAUUGCUUUAUCAUGUGAGUAUAUUGCACAAGUGAAAGGAAUCGCAGCAGAGAGAGUCAUCGAGGCCACCACACAGAAUGCACUCAGGUUAUUCCCAGGAAUUAAGAGGAGCACAGAAAAAUAAGUGUCCAAAGUGCUGCAAUUAAAGCAGUAAUAUUGUGUAAUUAUUUUUAAAUAAAGGUAUUUCUAAUAAAAA